Molecule: messenger RNA, 805 nt
Organism: Syngnathus acus (greater pipefish)
Lineage: Eukaryota; Metazoa; Chordata; Actinopteri; Syngnathiformes; Syngnathidae
Gene: npvf
Product: neuropeptide VF precursor
Exons: 3
Coding region: 91-687 (198 amino acids)
Biological process (GO): neuropeptide signaling pathway; negative regulation of gonadotropin secretion
Molecular function (GO): signaling receptor binding
Source: RefSeq, a predicted model, not a curated record
AUGCCACGCCACAGGUGAUGUGUGUCAUCUCAGGUCUUUAUUAAUAGAGGUCAGUGCGGUCAGUGAGAUUGCAUUGAUGUCUCCAAGUGCAUGAACAUGGUGAGAAAAAUCUUACUGUGUGUUCUUUUGAUGCUGGGAGCUCUGAACGCCAUGACCGUGUCCAACGCAAAGGUCAGCGGCAAAUCCGUCCAGUGUGGGAAAAACUUGCUGAACUGCGAUCAAGGAUGGCAUGCUGGAAAGAUUCAGACGCAACAUCAGACAAAAGGUGAACGACGGAGAAGUUUUGACAUGAAGAACUUCCAAAUAGAUGUGGCCCCAACCACAAGUAAAAUGAGCCUCCCCACUGCUGUUAAGCUCCACCUGCCGGAUACAAAGAAUACCCACCUGCUCACAAACAUCCCCCAGCGCUUUGGUAGAGAAAUUGUUGAGGGUGAGACGACGUCAUCUGCCAACAAGCCGCAAAGGUUUGGAAGGUCCUGGGAGGCAAUGCCGACUUGUGCCGAGUGUGUCGGAGAGAGUCGGAACCCAGAAGCCAGGCAAAAUCAAAGAAACCUUCUGUGCUGGAGGCUUCUUCGAACAUUAGCCAGAGCCAAGUUGUGGAAAACGGGCUUGCACUGGUUUGGGGAGUUUGAAUCCAACUUGGAAGAAAUGGGGACGGAAAUAAAGAGACUUCAAGAUGUCAUGUGAAUCUAUGCAUGAUUUUAAUAAACGUCUCAAAUAUGUCUUGUUUGGGAUUUGCCCGUUUAAGACAUUUUUCAAUGGUUCAAUAGCGUUUACUGCCCUCUGCUGGUCAAUAAAUAUAAUG